Molecule: messenger RNA, 1668 nt
Organism: Talaromyces proteolyticus
Lineage: Eukaryota; Fungi; Ascomycota; Eurotiomycetes; Eurotiales; Trichocomaceae
Product: ankyrin repeat-containing domain protein
Exons: 2
Molecular function (GO): protein binding
Source: RefSeq, a predicted model, not a curated record
GGAGGUUUUGCUCUACAAGCUGCAGUCUACCAUGGGCACAAACAGAUUGUGAAACUCCUUGCUGACAAGGGUGCAAAUGUGAAUGCGCCUAUUAAUUAUGAUUAUCAAAGAACACCACUACAAGAAGCAGCUGCACACGGAUAUGAAUCCAUUGUGAAACUGCUUCUUGACAAAGGUGCAAAAGUGAAUGCAGAGGCGGCUGGAUAUGGAUCUGUAGGAAGGACAGCGUUGCAAGCAGCAGCUGAAUGUGGAGAUGAGUCCGUUGUGAAACUGCUCCUGGAAAGAGGUGCAGAAGUGAAUGCAGAUGCCAAUCAGUAUGGUGGAAGAACAGCAUUACAAGCAGCCACCGAACAUGGAUAUGAGACAAUUGUGAAACUACUUCUUGAGAAAGAUGCAAAAGUGGAUGCAGAUGCUGUUGGAUAUUGUGGAAAGACAGCAUUACAAGCUGCGGCUGGUAAUGGACAUGAGGUCAUUGUGAAUUUGCUCCUUGAUAAAGGUGCAAAGGUAGAUACAAAUGCUCAUUGGUGGGGUGGAAGAACAGCAUUACAAGCAGCAGCAGAACAUGGACAUGAGUUCAUUAUGAAGCUGCUUUUUGAGAAAGCAGCAGCAGAACAUGGAUACGAGUCCAUUGUGAAAUGGCUCCUUGAUAAAGGUGCCAAAGUGGAUACAGAUGCUGCUUCUUAUUACGGAAAAACAGCAUUGCAAGCAGCAGCAGAACAAGGAUAUGAGUCUAUUGUGAAACUACUUCUUGAGAAAGGUGCCAAAGUAGAUACAGAUAACAAUGGGACAAAGGCAUUGCAAGCAGCAGCAGAACACGGAUAUGAGUCCAUUGUGAAACUACUUCUCGAGAAAGGUGCAAAGGUGAAUGCAGGUACCAAUGGGACAAAAGCAUUGCAAGCAGCCGCAGAACAUGGAUAUGAGUCCAUUAUGAAAGUUCUUCUCGAGAAAGGUGCAAGGGUGAAUGCAGAUGCUGAUUACUAUGGAAAAACAGCAUUACAAGCAGCAGCAGAACAUGGAUAUAAGUCUAUUGUGAAACUGCUCCUGGAACAAGGUGCGGAAGUGGAUGCUGCUUACCAUGAAGAGACAGCAUUAGAAAUAGCAGCAGAAUAUGGAUAUGAGUCUAUUGUGAAACUGCUUCUUGAUAAAGGGGCAAAGGUGGAUAGAGAUACAUAUUGGAGAACAGCAUUACAAAGAGCAGCCAGUCAUGGAUAUGAGUCUAUUGUGAAAUUGCUUCUUGAGAAAGGUGCAAAAGUGAAUGCAGAUGCAGAUUGGUGGGGUGGAAGAACAGCAUUGCAAGCAGCAGCAGAACAUGGACAUGAGUCCAUUGUGAAAUUGCUUCUUGAAAAAGAUGCAAAAGUGGAUGCAGAUGCUGCAGAAUAUCACGGAAGGACGGCAUUGCAAGCAGCAGCUGAAUAUGGAAAUGAGUCCAUUGUGAAACUGCUUCUUGAGAAAGGUGCAAAAGUGAAUGCGGAUGCUUCUUAUUAUGGAAGGACAGCAUUGCAAGCAGCGGCUGGACGUGGGCAUGAGUCUAUUGUGAAAUGGCUCCUCGACAAAAGUGUGAAAGUGAAUGCGGAUCCUGCUGAGAAGGGUGGAAGAACAGCACUACAAGCAGCAGCUGAAUAUGGAAAUAAGUCCAUUGUGGAACUGCUUGUUGAGAAAGGCGCGAAA